Molecule: messenger RNA, 1055 nt
Organism: Aspergillus fijiensis CBS 313.89
Lineage: Eukaryota; Fungi; Ascomycota; Eurotiomycetes; Eurotiales; Aspergillaceae
Product: nucleic acid-binding protein
Exons: 3
Coding region: 79-1053 (324 amino acids)
Molecular function (GO): RNA binding
Source: RefSeq, a predicted model, not a curated record
CACAAAUUCUUUGAGUUGAGAAAACUUCAUCCUUUUCCAUCCUUUCCUCUAAGAUUUAAUCGUUUUUCAAACACAAGAAUGUAUUGCUUCCGUCAGGCAGCCUCUCGGCUGUUGAUUGCUCCUAGCAGAGUCGCGAUUCGCUCUGUACCGCGCUCCAACGCGUCCAGCCCUUUGCGCCUUGCUUUCGCCAGCAGACCCGUUCAGUCUCAGCUUCAAAGCCGGUGGAACAGCGAUGAUGCUCAGAACAAGCCCGUAGCUCCCAGCACCAACGAGCAGUCUCCCGAGACCAGCAACGAGAGCAUCGUCGAGGCUGUUUCGCAGUACGCCGAUCAGAAGGAGAAUUUUUCUGAACAGGCUGAUGAGCCUUUUGCCCCGGAAGCCCCGAGACGACGUUCCUUCCAGCGGGAUAACUCUGGCAAUGGCGAAUCUGGGACCCGCAGAUUCAGAUCAAACUUCGCCAGGGAGGAGCCGGAGCCGAAGACCACCAUUUUCGUUGGAAACCUUUUCUACGACGUCACAAGCGACGAUCUCAGACGUUUCUUCAUGAAGUUCGGAGAGGUGCAGAGAGUGCACCUCAUCCAUGACCAGCGGGGAAUCAGCAAGGGAUUCGGUUAUGUGGAUUUCGAUUCGAUCGAGUCGGCUCAGCGUGCCAUCGAAGAGAUGCACCUGCAGGUUUACGAGGGACGUCGUAUCAGCGUCAUGUUCGCGCAGAACGGCAUGAAGAAGCACAGGGUGUCGCCCCCUUCGAAGUCGCUCUACAUCGGCAACCUGCCCUUCGAGAUGACCGACCGUGAUCUCAACGAUCUGUUCAGCGAUGUGGUCAACGUCAUCGAUGUGCGCGUGGCGAUUGACCGCCGCACCGGACAGCCCCGUGGUUUCGCCCACGCCGACUUCGUUGACCUCGAGAGUGCGCGCAAUGCCAUGGAGGCCCUCAGCCAGAAGAUGCCCUAUGGAAAGAAGUUGCGCCUGGACUACAGCUCCAAGCACAAGGGCAUCAACAACCCUGAAUCCCGCCAGCAGGAGCAGCAGGAGCAGCCGGAGCAGCAGGAGUAGGG